Closterium sp. Naga37s-1 is the source of this 1734-nucleotide messenger RNA. The record is from the annotation of a GenBank genome assembly. NCBI's taxonomy places the organism in Eukaryota, Viridiplantae, Streptophyta, Zygnematophyceae, Desmidiales, Closteriaceae.
AUGGGCGGCAGCAUUCGUCGGGGUUUGAAAGGCAGCAGCGGGGGAAGAAGCGGGGGAAGCAGUGGGGGAAGCAGUGGGGGAAGCAGUGGGGGAAGCAGUGGGGGAAGUAGUGGGGGAAGCAGUGGGGGAAGCAGCAAGACGAGGGAGAGGGCCAAGGCGCAUCGACCGGACCCGUCAUCGCCGCACGUUAAGGCGUACGCGCAGCAUUUGAGGUCCACACACGAGGAGACGCUAGCAGACAUCGGACUAAGCGGCUCGGACUUAGUCUAUAGCUACCACUAUGUCGCCAACGCGUUCGCGGUGCGCCUUACGUCCGACCAGAUCGUCGGGGCGCGGUACUAUAUGGACGGGUUUUUACAAGAGUACGGCGCGGGCGCGUUGGCGAAGGGGGAGUACCGGUCGCCGCGCGACGCCAUGGGACACGGCACGUUCUGCUCCGGCGUCGCAGCAGGGAAUGCGGGAGUGAAGGUGAACUAUGCAACUCUCGGGUCGCUCAGCGGCGUGGCGCCUCGCGCGCGCAUCGCAGUGUACAAAGUGAUUUGGGGCGGCAUGAGCAGCCUUGCUGACGUCAUGGCUGCUGUCGAAGACGCUGUGAAGGACGGGGUUGAUGUGUUGUCGCUCGCGGUUGGCGGCACGGACGACAAUUAUUUCAACUCCAUCUUUUUGUUACGCGCGGUUCAGGCGGGUGUGCUGGUGGUGGCGCCAGCAGGCAACAACGGACCUCCCCCAACGCCCACCUAUUGGCGCACUCUAACGAAUGUCGCUCCCUAUAUACUCACAGUCGGGGCAAGGAUGGAAAAGGUGGACGGGCGGGGAAAGAGGGGAGGGGGGGAGGAGGGAAGGAUGGGAGUGGAGGAGGUGGGGAAGAGGGAAGUAGAGGUGCCACGGAUCGCGAGUGCAGCGCCACCCUCUCACGCUCGGCAACAGCACUGUGCUCUUCGGGCUUACCUACACCACACUUCUCAGCUCCUUCCCUCUCCCCCCCCCCCUCCUACCCCCCUUUCCAGUGCCACGGAUCGCGAGUGGAGCGCCACGCUCACCCUCGGCAACGGCACCGUGCUCUUCGUUCUCACCCAAACCACUCUCCUCCCACUACCCAUCCCCGCCUUCCCCCCUGCCCCCCAUUCCAGUGCCAUGGAUCGCGAGUGGAGUGCUACCCUUACACUCGGCAACGGCACGGUGCUCUUCGUUCUCACCCAAACCACUCUCCUCCCACUACCCAUCCCCCCCUUCCCCCCUGCCCCCCAUUCCAGUGCCAUGGAUCGCGAGUGGAGUGCUACCCUUACACUCGGCAACGGCACGGUGCUCUUCGGCCUCACCCAGACCACUCUUCUCCCCCACCCUCCACAAUCCCCUUCUCCGCCCUUCCCCCUUCCUCCCCUCAGUGCCACGGAUCGCGAGUGGAGCGCCACGCUCACCCUCGGCAACGGCACCGUGCUCUUCGGCCUCACCCAGACGGGCGGCGACGGCGUGCUAACCGCCAACCUCCCCCUUAUCGACUCGGAAGAGGCCCAUGCACCAGGCGCCGCCCUUUGGGAGGCGCGGCAGUGCCGCCCGGGGAAGAUUGACGCCGAGAAAGUGGGCGGCGGGCUGGUUGUGUGUUUCAUUGGUGGGAUCAGUCCGGAGAGGAGGGCGAGGACGGUUCAGGACGCGGGGGCGCGAGGCAUGCGAGUCCCACCGCUACUCUCUCUCAUCUCGUUUUGGAGCAGCCGAGAAAAGUCCGAUCGCCGAUAA